This is a messenger RNA of Aspergillus affinis, 5871 nucleotides long. RefSeq names its product putative SNF2 family helicase/ATPase. Gene Ontology annotation, biological process: DNA damage response; protein polyubiquitination. The coding region runs from base 1 to 5871 and encodes 1956 amino acids. The transcript is spliced from 10 exons. Gene Ontology annotation, molecular function: ATP binding; ubiquitin protein ligase activity; ATP-dependent chromatin remodeler activity. Gene Ontology annotation, cellular component: nucleus. The record is from RefSeq and is a predicted model, not a curated record. NCBI's taxonomy places the organism in Eukaryota, Fungi, Ascomycota, Eurotiomycetes, Eurotiales, Aspergillaceae.
AUGCCUAAUAGAGUUCUCGGUGUUUCUCCAGAUGCGUCGCAGAGAGAGAUUCGCAUCGCCUAUAAACGAGAGUCCCUCAAAUCACACCCCGAUCGAGUACCGGCAGACUCGCCUGAACGGCCCGCGCGAACACGCAAAUUCCAGGAGAUUAAUGAUGCCUACUACACACUUUCGGAGGAGUCACGACGGCGAGAGUACGACGCAUCACGGGGCGCUGAAGAGGACGAAGUGCCCAACGAUAACGGAGGGUUUGCAUGGUCAAAUUUUGGGUUCAGCUCCGCGGACCGCGAACAACAGGCCUCUGACCAGUUCGGAUCAGUGUUUGAGGAGAUGCUACGCGAAGAAGGACUUGCCAGCGAGGACGGCGGCGGUACGCGGCCUACCUCGCGAUUCUGGUCGGUGGUGGGUGGACUCAGCGGCGGCGCGCUUGGGUUUAUCGUGGCCAAUGCUCCCGGUGCCCUCGCUGGUGCCGUGGCCGGAAACCGCCUCGGCGCCGUCCGCGAUGCAAAGGGGAAGAGUGUCUAUGCCGUCUUCCUGGACCUUCCACAGAGCGACCGUGCUCGACUUCUGAGUGAACUGGCAGCCAAAGUCUUCCAGACAACCAUGGGGCGAAUGGCACAUCAGAAAUCCGUCACGGAGGUUCCACGCUCAAUCCUCCCCCGUUUGACAUGGAAUGGCGCCUCUGCUCGAACCACACUCCCUCCGCCGCAGACAACCGCCCUCUCGGCUCGACGACAACAGAAGCAACGACACCUACACAGCUGGAACUCCACUGGACGGCAAUUACAUACAUUAACACUCUCCUCUCGUUCCUCCGCCUUAUCAUUCAGAGGGCCAGGAUUGUCGUUAUCACCGGUUAGGCAAACAUCGGCCUCAAACCCGACCAGUCGCCCAACCCCCGCUGGCAACCCGGUUCGAUACAAUGGCGUUUAUGUCGCUACCUUCAAAGUCGCACAGCGCGCCUUCCAUGCCUCGGCAGUUCGGCCAAGAGAUCACCAUUUCGAUACUUUGAAGUUCGUCCAGCGAUUAAAAGAUGAGGGGUUCAGCGAGGAACAGGCCGUUUCUAUGAUGCGAGUCCUGAACGAUGUGAUUCAAGAAUCAAUCCAGAACCUAACCCGGACAAUGGUUCUCAGAGAGGACGCCGAAAGAUCCACGUAUACACAAAAGGUCGAUUUCGCUAAGCUUCGCUCCGAACUCCUUAAUGCGGAUUCCACGGAAGCACAACUAACCCGAUCAUCACACGAAAAAAUCGCUGCCGACCUCGCCAAACUUAAUUCUCGCUUACGAGACGAAAUAGGGCGCACACAGGCGUCUGUACGCCUGGAUUUGAACCUUGAAAAGGGUCGUAUUCGGGAAGAAGCAAACGGCCAAGAGAUGCGCAUUAAGGAGACUGAAACCAGAAUUGAGCAAGAGGUUGCAGGGCUGAGAGAGCGGGUGGAGGCUGUCAAAUUCUCAACACUGCAGUGGCUUAUGGGUGUUUGCACUGGUACCGCGGCAUUGAUUCUUGGUGCCUGGCGUACUGUGCCUUAUACUCUGGCAAUUGCAUUUGCGGCAAGUGAUGCGCUCGAGGCCAAUGCCCCCGCAAGCAAACGUCGGAGAUUAAACACCGGGGCUCAUCUGAGGGAGCUGAACGGCCUGUCCUACUUACAGACCCCUCUAGGCUACGUGCCUCUGGCCCGUUUGCACUUAUACUUGGAAUUUGGAAGCGAGAAUUUGGACAUUGAAGGACCCAGCGACUCAGCCGAAGCACCCACAAGCUUACCCGUCUUUAUUCAAACGGCUAGAAACCUUCGAGCCCCGCACAGUGCAUCUGGCCUACAUCAGGCACCGUGUGAUUGCUUCGAGUUGGAACUUACUACUACCUCAGAACAAAAUAUUAUAUUUAGGGACCGUAUAGAUCAGUUGAAAUUAUCUGACAUUGGCGAGCACCUGGAGCUUGCUCGGAGUCUUGUUUGUGCCGACCGUUAUUCCAGAAAACAGCCCCCUGUUUGUUAUCAGUCGACUCUACACCGUUUAUCCGAUCAGAAAAGGUUUCAGCUUGAAACAGUGAUACUAUGGAAAGACUCAAUAGAUAUUCAGGAUCCUAAAAACCCAUCAUUAUCUAGAGUAUUCUUCAAAUACGUUUUGCAAGAACCAGACGGCUAUCGAAGUCAUGAGGAGAAACGUCAGCGACCUAGGAAUGGACUUGGCUGGUCUCCUCGCGACUUUUAUGACAACGUAUACGUGCCGCCGGACACGCCAACCUCGUCCUCGGAGAUCAAAUGCGACCUGAUCGAUUGUCAACUGUUCCCGUUUCAAAGGAGAGCAGUUAGGUGGCUUCUGCAGAGGGAGGGCAUGGCACUUCAGCAGAACGGGCAGGUGGUACCCAUCCAAAAGCAACCGCAGGAUCAGCUACCCGAAUCUUUCGAAAGAAUUGUCGAUGCAGACGGCAGACUGUGCUUUGCCAGCCAUCUAUUUAUGAUAGUCACCAGUGACUUAUCAAAUUGGUUCGAUGCGAAUGUCCGCCUCAAUGGUGGUAUACUUGCAGAGGAAAUGGGCCUUGGAAAGACGGUUGAGAUGAUCGGGCUGAUGUGCCUCAAUCGCCGUUUGCUGUCCCCCGAGGAAACCUUUUCGGACAGCCACUCAGGGAGUCUAAGACUAUCAGGCGCCACAUUGAUUAUAACACCGCCUGCAAUUCUUGAGCAAUGGGAGCAAGAGAUUUUGACUCAUGCACCCGGCCUCAGUGUCUUUCAUUACACGGGAAUCCAACGUCAUCAGGCACUUUCGGAUCAAGAGCUGGUGGAGAUGAUUGCUGAUUACGAUGUAGUACUCACCACCUACAAUGUCCUCGCACGAGAAAUACAUUAUUCUGGCGAUGCUCCGAAGAGAAAUUUGCGCCACGAGAAAAGAUUUGAACCUCGCAAAACGCCUCUCGUUCAAGUGUCUUGGUGGCGAGUCUGCCUCGAUGAAGCCCAGAUGAUUGAGAGCGGAGUCAGUAAUGCAGCCAAAGUCGCGCACUUGAUCCCUCGCCAAAAUGCCUGGGCUGUUACUGGAACGCCGCUUCGCAAAGACAUUAAGGAUCUGCUCGGUCUGCUGCUUUUCCUCCACUAUCAACCUUUUGUGGUGGCAUGGAAUAGACUCUCCCUCGAGUUUCGGCUUGUGCUAGCGCGCAUUGUUCACAGUAUUUCGCUUCGGCACAGCAAAGACCACGUCCGCAAUGAACUUCAUUUGCCGCCUCAGAAGAGAGUUGUCAUCACAAUCCCUUUUACUGCCGUCGAGGAACAAUAUUAUGGACAGUUGUACGAAGAAAUGUGUGAGGAAUGUGGCUUUGACCUAUCGGGAGCACCGAUCAAUGAUGACUGGAGCCCGGAGGACUCUGCAAUUAUCGAAAAGAUGCGAAAUUGGUUAGUCAGGCUUCGACAGACGUGUCUUCAUCCUGCUGGGAAUCAUCGUCGAGGGUUUGGUAUCGCGAAUGGGCCUCUGCGGUCCGUGGCUGAAGUGCUAGGAGUCAUGAUUGACCAGAACGACGUUCUUAUUCAAACAGAGGAGCGCUCACUUCUUCUUUCCCAGCUUCGGCGUGGGCAGCUGCUGGAGAAUUCCUUGCACCGGAAAAAGGCGCUCGAUCUUUGGAUGAACUCUUUAGAGCGUGCUGGUGAUAUUGUCAAGGAGUGUCGGGACCGGCUGUCUUCAGAACGGAUCCCUUCUUCAGCCAAGGCCGAGCAUGAUACGAAUUCAGUCGACGCAAGCGACGAUGAGAGCGAAGAGAACGACAAGAAUACUCGGGUUGGUACUUUUCGCCAGAGGCUACGAUCUGCUCUUGAGAUUCAGCAUAUCUGCGUGUUUUUCACGGGAAACGCGUAUUACCAAAUCAAGACCGACCCGAAGCUUACCGACCCCAAUUCUGAAGAAUUUCUGUCCCUACAAAAGCGUGAGGAAGAGGCGUAUGGAAUGGCAAAAGCAAUUCGCAAGGAGAUGCUACAGGAUAUUUCUGGCAAAGUGGGCCGUUUCAUGAGAGAGAUCAGGAAGAAGUCUCAAAGGCAGCAGUUCGUGGCUAUCUCUAAGAUGAGCCCUCAUCUCUACAAUAAAGGGGUGGAGGCUCGCCGCGUACUUGAUAAACUUGAGGAUUUUUGCGAAGCUAUGAAUAACCAUGCCGAUCAGUACAACGAGUGGCGUCAUGCUAUGGUGAAACUAUUAUCCCAAUCACUCAUUGACCAGGAGGACGAGAAUGAGCUCGAAGGCGAUGAGUACGAAAGAUCAACGAAGCAUCAAGACGAGAUGUAUGUCUACAUGGAAGCAUUGCGUGCAAUGUUUGCGGAUCGCCAUGAUGCGUUGACUGGCCAGAAGAACGUCCUCAUCGCCCAUGAGGUCAAGGGUGGCAUAAUCCAGGCGCAAAAAGGGGAAGGUCCCUCCCCGACGCUGUUCCUGGAGUUGAUGGGUACUCGUAGUAACAUAAAGCCCGAUCCUCAACUAGGCUCACUUCGUGGCAUUAUCAGCGAGAUCCGCAGCUUAGCCACCUCUUUGGAGUGGCAAGCUAGUGGAGGGAGCUCGCGAGCCGAGGCAGAGCUGGAAAUUGUCUCGUUGAUCCUUCAGAAUUCCAGCCAGAUGGCUUCAGAACAAGGGAAAAUCGCAUCGAGCUUAGAGAGGGAAGUGGAAUUGUUCCGAGAUACGAUGAACUAUCGCCUCGAGUACUACCGCCAGCUGCAGCAGAUAUCCGACACAGUAGCCCCCUACGAUGAAGAGAGUGUCGGGAAACCUUUGGACGAGACAGCCUUUGCGGCGAAAGUUCGACAGGAGGGCGUGACCGACGAGAAAAUUUCGGCCUUGAGGGCGAAGCGUCGCUAUCUCAUUCAUCUACGGGAUGAAUCAGGCGCAGAUGACAUCUCCAAGAUUUGUGUCAUAUGCCAGUCGAGCUUUGAAGUUGGUGUUUUAACGGUCUGCGGGCAUAAGUACUGCAAAGAUUGCCUGCGCUUGUGGUGGCACCAACAUCGGACUUGUCCAACAUGCAAGAAACGCUUGAAGGGAACUGAUGUCCACCAGAUUACAUACAAGCCGCAGGAGUUUGUUGUACAAGAGGAGAGAACACCAGCAAAACUUGAAAACGAUUCCUCACCCAAGAAGUCCAUAUAUGCUGAUAUUGGCUCGGGGACUCUCAAAGAGAUCAAAAACAUUGAUCUGGAUAGUUCUUUUGGAACCAAGAUUGAUACCUUGGCCCGUCACAUCCUAUGGCUCCGGGAGCAUGAUCCUCGCGCGAAGUCUGUGGUUUUCUCCCAGUACAAAAGCUUUCUGGACGUACUAGGCACUGCGUUCUCACGGUUUAAGAUUGGGUAUAGCAGCGUUGAUAGCAAGGAUGGCAUACAGCUAUUCAAAAGUGAUCCGUCGGUUGAAUGCUUCCUGCUACACGCAAAAGCUCAUUCAUCGGGGCUUAACCUGGUUAAUGCAACCCAUGUCUUCCUCUGCGAGCCCUUGAUCAACACAGCAAUUGAACUCCAAGCCAUUGCUCGAGUACAUCGAAUCGGUCAACAUCUCCCAACUACUGUUUGGAUGUACCUUGUCAAUGAUACCGUCGAGGAGUCCAUCUACGACCUUUCCGUUACACGUCGUCUAUCCCACAUUGCUCGCAAGGAGGGGACAGACGAAGCUCUGGUCAAUAACUUGACCGAAGCGGCCAUUGACUCCGCUAAUUCUUUAGAAGUCCAGGACGCCGCCCUCGCAAAGCUAAUGGCGGGCGGUGCGUCCGGUGGAGAACUGGUCGAGAAGGAUGACUUGUGGCAAUGUUUGUUUGGACGUUCUAAGAACAAAGUGAAUGGCCACUCAGCGGGUGCUGAACGAGAAGUAGCCAGAUUCCUGAGGGGGGAAGCAGCCCAGCAGCGGAGAGCGGACACAAGAGACUAG